Messenger RNA from Gastrolobium bilobum, 1293 nucleotides. RefSeq names its product riboflavin synthase. Lineage: Eukaryota; Viridiplantae; Streptophyta; Magnoliopsida; Fabales; Fabaceae. The record is from RefSeq and is a predicted model, not a curated record. Gene Ontology annotation, biological process: riboflavin biosynthetic process. Gene Ontology annotation, molecular function: riboflavin synthase activity. The transcript has 2 exons. The coding region runs from base 106 to 927 and encodes 273 amino acids.
UUAACAAACAAUCUAAUCUAAUAGAGCAUUAACUAUUGCAAUUAGCUUUUGCUAGUUGCUACAGUAACCACUCUUGUGCAACCCAAACAGUGAAACACAACGAAAAUGGCUGUUUCAUCAUCUUUAACCUUAACAUCCAGAACCCCAAGAAUCGCUGCAACGCAUAGUAGUUUCCGCGAUUCCCAAAUCACCCAUCUCAGAUUCAACUUCAUUACCAGACCUUCCCCUCUACGCGCCUUCAUUCCCCUCACGCGCCAACCCACACAGCACCGCCGCAACAACGCCACCGUGCAAUGCCUCUUCACCGGCAUCGUCGAAGAAAUGGGCACAAUCAAGCAACUGGGUGUCGCCUCUCACGGCGGUUUCGACAUGAAGAUCGAGGCGAAGACCGUUUUAGACGGCGUCAACCUCGGUGACAGCAUCGCCGUCAACGGCACGUGCCUGACGGUGACGGAGUUCGACGUCAAAGUUUCCGACUUUACGGUGGGGCUGUCACCGGAGACGCUGAGGAAGACUUCUCUGGUGGAAUUGGAACCUGGGUCGGUGGUGAAUCUGGAAAGGGCGGUGACACCAACGAGCCGAAUGGGUGGGCAUUUCGUGCAGGGUCACGUGGAUGGCACGGGGGUGAUCAUAUCCAUGGUUCCAGAAGUUGAUUCAUUGUGGGUGAAGGUGAAGGCUGAGAAGGAUUUGCUCAAGUAUAUUGUGCCUAAAGGGUUUAUAGCUGUGGAUGGGACUAGUUUGACUGUGGGGGAUGUGUUUGAUGAUGAAGGGUGUUUCAAUUUCAUGUUAGUGGCUUACACUCAGCAGAAGAUCGUGAUUCCUUUGAAGAAGGUUGGGCAAAAAGUGAAUCUUGAGGUGGAUAUUGUUGGCAAGUAUGUUGAGAGGCUUCUCAGUAGUGGUUUUGUUGACUCCAUUAGAAGUUCUUAAUGAUGCCCUCUAAGGAUUGAGGCAGGCAUUCGGUUCAUCUACCACCGACCCCAAUUAACUUGGGUUAAAGGUGCUGUUGAUGUUGGUGUUAAUGUUGUGGGAUUGAGGCAGGGAGUGUAUAAAGGCUCGAGUCUCUUGAAAUCUAGUGUGUUCCUGUGCAUAUAUCUUCAUGUGUAAUAAAUUCUGUAAUCUGUAGACUGGUUGUUCCAAGAAUGAGCAUGAUGAUUGUAACUCAUACAAGUCUGACUGACUACUAAAGAGUGAAAAUUUGUUGAGUGACUUACAAGUUACAAUAGCCAUUAGCAACUUUAAUUGGUGGAUCUCAGGUACAGCAAAACAAUAAACAUCUUGAAUUGAUAUGUGAUU